AUGGCCACUACUGCUAUGGACUACGAGUCCGCCAACGGCGACCGUUACGAUGACGAUGGUGCUCGCUAUGACCGUCGCAGCGCCUCGCCCCGUGCGUCCCGUGAGGACGACCCCGUUGAGAGCUCGCGUCGCAGAUCUGCCUCGCCCGGUGCCAACGCCGACCGUGCCCCUAAGCAUGACAACGGCAGCCGUGGUGGCGAUGACGAUGAUGGAGCUAUCAACCCUGGCUCCAACCUUUUUGUUACCGGCAUCCACCCCAGACUCUCCGAAGCUGAGGUUACGCGCCUCUUCGAGAAGUACGGCGAGGUCGAGAAGUGCCAGAUCAUGAAGGACCCCCACACCAAGGAGUCGCGUGGCUUCGGCUUCGUCAAGAUGGUCACCUCCGACCAGGCCGACGCUGCCAAGGAUGGCCUCCAGGGUGAGGUCAUCGAGGGUCGCACCUUGAGCAUUGAGAAGGCCCGUCGUGCUCGCCCUCGCACUCCUACUCCCGGCAAAUACUUUGGCCCUCCCAAGCGUGAGGGUGGUGGCGGUGGCCGUCCUCGCUUCGACGAUCGUCGUCGUGGUGGUGGCUAUGGUGGCCGUGACGACUCUUACCGAGGAUACCGUGGCGACCGUGGCUAUGGCGGCCGUGAGGACCGUGGCUAUGGUGGCCGCGAGGAGCGUGGUUACCGUGAUGACCGUGGCUACAGCGGUGGUCGUGACGAUCGCAGCUAUGCCCGCCGCGAUGACCGUGGUUAUGACCGCGGCUACAGUGGUGGCCGUGAGGACCGUGGCUACGGCGGUGGCCGUGGAGGCGAGGAUCGUGGUUACAGCGGCGGUCGUGAGGAGCGUAGCUACGGCGGCGGCCGUGGAGGCGAGGACCGUGGUUAUAAUGGCCGUGAUGACCGCAGCUAUGGCAGCGGUCGUCGUGACCGCGACGAUGGUGGCUACGCCGAUGCUGGCGCUCGGGCUGAACCCCGCGACACUUACAGUGGUGCCCAGUAA
Molecule: messenger RNA, 984 nt
Organism: Microdochium trichocladiopsis
Lineage: Eukaryota; Fungi; Ascomycota; Sordariomycetes; Xylariales; Microdochiaceae
Exons: 4
Coding region: 1-984 (327 amino acids)
Biological process (GO): positive regulation of mRNA splicing, via spliceosome
Cellular component (GO): spliceosomal complex
Molecular function (GO): RNA binding
Source: RefSeq, a predicted model, not a curated record